AUGAUGACGGUAAUGAUGGAGUUCGACAACCUUCCUGACCCAUUUUCAAUCCCUUUCCAAAACCUUUCUUCUUCAUCAAGUAUGGAAUUCUCCGGCGGAAGCUCCACCACCAACCACCCCACACCAUCGCCGCUGCAACCUUCCUUUUACCAUCACCCAGUUCCACCACCACCACCACCGCCAUUCAAGACCUUAUAUAAGCCGGAUUCAAUGGAGGCGAUGAGGGAGAUGAUAUAUCAGAUGGCGGCGUUGCAGCCGGCGGUUCAGAUCGAUCCGGAAUCAGUGAAGCCACCAAAGAGACGAAACGUGAAGAUAUCGAAGGAUCCGCAGAGUGUGGCGGCGAGGCACCGGAGAGAAAGGAUUAGCGAGAGGAUUAGGAUACUUCAGAGAUUAGUUCCCGGCGGUACGAAGAUGGACACGGCGUCGAUGUUGGAGGAGGCGGUUCUUUAUAUGAAAUUCUUGAAAAAACAAGUCCAAGCUUUAAAACAGGCGGCGACUACCGGCGGUGGUAUGGCAGCGCCGGUAAAAAUGGAGGGUAACGUCGACGGUUUGCUGCUCCACCACCGGUAUGAUCAGUCAUCAUGGUAAUAAUAGUAACUACUCCAACUACGUUGGAGCCUGUGUAUGCUGUGGGCUCUUUUGUGGGAUAUGUUAUGUAAACUGUAAAAACCUAUAAUUUACAUGUGGUAAUUAGAUUAUAGUUAAUUGAUGA
Messenger RNA from Cynara cardunculus var. scolymus (artichoke), 712 nucleotides. Its product is annotated as transcription factor HEC2-like. The record is from RefSeq and is a predicted model, not a curated record. The transcript has a single exon. Bases 1 to 588 code for a protein of 195 amino acids. Gene Ontology annotation, biological process: regulation of DNA-templated transcription. Lineage: Eukaryota; Viridiplantae; Streptophyta; Magnoliopsida; Asterales; Asteraceae. Gene Ontology annotation, molecular function: protein dimerization activity; DNA-binding transcription factor activity.